Aureobasidium vineae is the source of this 3435-nucleotide messenger RNA. The record is from the annotation of a GenBank genome assembly. NCBI's taxonomy places the organism in Eukaryota, Fungi, Ascomycota, Dothideomycetes, Dothideales, Saccotheciaceae.
GUCGCUCGCGUUGUGCUUCCUCCGCCUAGUCCAAAUGCUUUGAACACACCCAUCAGCACUUUUUCUUUUGAUUCCAUGCAAGAGCUGUUAUGGGCUGCAAACGAAUUCGUAAGCUCGUCUUCAAUCUAUCUAUCGAAAUCCGCUCCCGCUCAUCCUAAAAUACCAGNNGGUCGAAUAACAUCCUUUUACGGACCUGAGUUGCAAAGAUAUACCUCCUACCGAGGCCAUGCACCCGCCGAAGGACCUGUCAAGCAGAUGCUUAUGUGCGAUCGCGGCGUCAUAUCAAUCACAGUGAAAAGCGUACAUCUGGCAUCGCGGAAAGGAGUGACGCAUCAAGAUGACAUGAAAGAUCUGCGAUGCAUGGCAUUCACCUCCAAAGGUGUUCACGAGGUUCUGGUAGCCGGUUGCCAGGAGACCAUGUACAAGAUUGAUGUCGACAAAGGAGUCAUCACGUCCACGCUCAAAGCCGAUGCGCCAUAUACUAUGAUGAAACGCGGCGGACAGUACAUCUGCGCCGGUACAGCUGAUGGCCAUGUCCACUUCCUAGAUUUGAUCAACUACAAAGUCGCUAGAACCUGGAAAGCGCAUUCGGCAUUCAUCAACGACAUGGACGCUAGAUCAGACGUCCUUGUCACGUGCGGAUGGUCUUCGAGGCCACAGCAUGGUUACAUGUUGGAUCAUCUGGCAAACGUUUUCGACCUGAAGACUCUCAUGCCGCUGCCCCCAGUACCAUUUCCACCAGGCGCCGCAUUUGUCAGGAUGCACCCGAAAAUGUCUACAACCUGCAUGGUCGCAUCUCAAGGUGGACUUAUUUAUGCCAUCGAUAUCAUGAAUCCCGAUUCGCCUAGCAUGCGGCAUGCAAACGUUUUCGACACUCAUAUUACAUCUUUAGACAUAGCGCCAUCAGGAGACGCUCUAGUGCUUGCCGAUGCCCAAUGCGCUAUGCAUCUCUGGGGAUCACCUAACAAGAUUCAGUUCACCGAGUAUGGGAGUCCGACGGAGUUUGCGGAUCAACCUGCUCCAACUCCUCCAAUCGACUGGUCACCGGACGUAGAGAUGUUGUUCUCCGCCUGGCCCAGUCACCUUGUCUCAGAAGUUGGCGCACCGCCGAGCAAGAUCGAUGCUGGCAUCCUCGCCGCAUUGAAACGAUCAGAUAUCGGAGGAUACGCACCGUUCCCACGCAAGACACGAAGGUACCAGUUCGAAGAUACCAGAGCCGUUCAAAGAGCGCAUGACACUCUCUCGGCGCCUCGAUUCCUCAGUGAACGACAGAAAGAUGAUCCACAAGGCCACGAAGGUCCUAGAAGAAUGUCGGAUGCUCUUGAAGCACUUGGCGAUCUUGCUCUGGGUGGUGCCAUCCGAAGAGACGUCCCAGUCAUGUAUCGAAACGUCGAGAUCAAAUAUAGUAAAUUUGGUGUAGACGAUUUCGACUUUGAGUGGGNNUACUACAAUAAAACGAAGUUCUCUGGACUGGAGACUCACAUCGCCAACUCGUACACCAAUCCGCUCUUACAGCUUCUGCGUUUCACACCGACGAUACGCAAUCUCGCACUUCAUCACACAGCCACUUCCUGCCUAUACGAUAAUUGCCUGCUCUGUGAGAUGGGCUUCUUGACAGAUAUGCUAGAGAAAGCUGCGGGUAUGAAUUGUCAAGCUAGUAACUUCCUCAAGGUCUUCAGCAGCUUGUCUGAUGCAUCGACUCUUGGAUUACUCGAACAAUUUGCCGCCGCAAACAACCCACUUUCUGUCACGAUACAAGCAGCGAACAGAUUCCUGCUCAAGACGUUCUGUGAUAGCUUCCGACAGCUACCUCCGCACAACAGGCACAUGGAGCAAUCUCUGACUACAGGCGCCUUACUCGCAAUAAGAUGCGGGCAUUGCGCCAACGAGAUGCUCAAGCCAGGCGAAACUCUUGUUCACGAUCUGGUAUAUCCACCAAAGCCACUAAAACAUCACCCACGCAUGGCUCCACCUAGGCCAGCAUUUUCUCAAGUCCUCAAAGCGAGUGUCGAACGACAAGACCAGACUCGUGGUUGGUGUGACCGAUGCAAGCGAUACCAACAACUCAGCACUCGCAAAACUAUUCAAAGUAUUCCCAAAGUUCUGAUGGUCAAUACGGCCAUUCAUUCGCCAGACCACAAGCAGCUAUGGUCAACACCUGGAUGGCUGCCCCAGGAAAUCGGCGUCGUGGUUCAGAAUGGACAAUUUUUCUGCUACGAAGGAUCUGACCUCAAAUACCACCUCCAGCGCGGCUUCUAUGAUAUUAUGGUCUACGAACUUGUUGGUAUGGUCGUUGACAUCAACAGUGCAGACAACCAAAAGUCCCAUCUGGUAUCGUUGAUCAAUGUCGCACCAUCUUCGCCCGACCCAGCAGAUCAAGACCAAUGGCACUUGUUCAAUGACUUCCUUGUCAGAUCUACAACAUCCGAAGAAGCUCUUCGAUUCGACAUGAAUUGGAAACUGCCAUCCAUUCUUACAUACCAAGCCAAGUCGGCAUCUCAUGUCAUUGAUGAUUCUUGGAAAGAAAAUCUUGACCCGUCUUUACUCUACUAUCUACCGAGAGGGCCGCACAAAUCACCUGAUCCAACAGUACUGCGCAAUCUCAAUCCCACGACUGAGCUUCCUCGGGCUGGCAUGCCAUGUGCAAUUGAUGCCGAGUUUGUUGCGCUUUCCAAGGCCGAAAUCGACAUCAAAGCGGAUGGCACACGCGAGACAGUUCGUCCUCCUCGUCUGGGUCUUGCACGUGUCUCAGUACUGCGAGGCGCAGGACCCUACGAAGGCUUACCAUUUAUCGACGACUAUAUCGCAAGCUCGGAACCUGUGGUUGACUAUCUGACCGCGUACUCAGGCAUCAGUCCAGGUGAUCUCGACCGCGCUGUCAGCAAACAUAACUUGGUCAAUCUUAAAGUGGCCUACAAAAAGCUAUGGCUGCUGCUCAAUCUGGGUGUCGUGUUUGUCGGUCACGGGCUACCCAAAGACUUCCGUAUCAUCAACAUCCACAUUCCUCGAGCACAAGUCGUCGACACAGUCGAUCUCUUUUCACACCGCCUCCGCAGUCAACGCCGUCUAUCGCUGCGCUUCUUGGCUUGGUAUCUGCUAAGGGAAGAGAUCCAACAAGAUGCUGACAAAGGUCACGACAGUGUUGAAGAUGCCCUCACGGCACUCAAGCUCUGGCGUAAAUACCAAGAAUUCAUGGACGCCGGUAUCAUCGAAAGCAUGCUCGACGACAUCUUCGACCGCGGCAGAGAGACCAACUUCAAGCCCCCAUCGGUCUACAGAACAGAAAGAGAGACCGGAGAGUGGAGACCUGAGACGCCAGGGCAUAUGUCUGUGCCAGGCACACCUGCUAGAAAGACGGUGGGACCUGCGCUUCUCGGGNGAUCCAACCAGACUCCACCUAUCAAGAAGGAUAUCUUCGGCAGCCCACUGAGGUAG